AUGGAUGUGACAGAUGACAUCCUGACGACGGAAGCGGAGAGGCUUGCAAGACAGCUGGGGAUUUCUAGCGAGGAUUUCUCAGCGAGCCAUGGCUUCAUAAGUCGCUUCAAGGCACGGCACCAAGUCUCGCUGAGGACGAAAGCUGGAGAGGGGAGAGAAGCUGCAGCUGAUCACAACAUCGAUCAAUGGCUCCACGAUGUUCUCCCAACAUUAAUUGAAGGGUAUGAACCCAAGAAUAUUUUCAAUGCGGACGAAACGGCAUUGUUUUACCGGCUCCUUCCUCAUCACACUCUUGCAUUCCGCGGAGAGAAGUGCCAGGGCGGGAAGAAAAAGAAGGAGAGGCUGAGUGUAUUGUUAGCCGCCAAUAUGGAUGGUUCGGAGAAGCUGGUGCCACUGGUUAUUGGGCAUUACAAGAACCCAAGGUGCUUCAAGAAUGCCAGAUCCUUGCCAGUGACGUACAAGCACCCGAAGAACGCAUGGAUGACAGGGGCAUUGUUCAAAGAGUGGCUGAUGAAUUUCAACCAGGAAAUGGCCAAGAUGAAACGGAAAGUGCUCCUUUUCUUGGACAACUGCUCGGCCCACUCAGCUGCAACCCUGACUGCGAAUUUCUCGCAUUUAACAAUCCAUUAA
Messenger RNA from Sycon ciliatum, 630 nucleotides. Its product is annotated as tigger transposable element-derived protein 6-like. The transcript has a single exon. Bases 1 to 630 code for a protein of 209 amino acids. Gene Ontology annotation, molecular function: DNA binding. The record is from RefSeq and is a predicted model, not a curated record. NCBI's taxonomy places the organism in Eukaryota, Metazoa, Porifera, Calcarea, Leucosolenida, Sycettidae. Gene Ontology annotation, cellular component: nucleus.